UCGCCUUCCACGACGGACGUAUCGACGACUGAAGCGCGCGCGGGAAAAAUAGUUCUUUUUUCGAACGUUUUAUAAACUUUUCCUUUUUUAUUCUCUACAUUAUUUCUUGUCGGUCGCCAGUCUGUUUGGAUAUAGUGAUUAAGACUUUUUUGUGAAUACGGAAUUAGAUUUUAUUCUGCCAGUUCGCUUCAUUUGGUAACAAAAUGGAAGUUUGGCGUAAAAUACUGGCAGCUACCAUAUUUCUUCAUGCAGUCACAGCGGCCACAACAUCAUUUGAAACACACGUUGAGGAUGGCUACAGAAUAUUUAAAACAUAUUUAAGGGAUAAGGAACUCGCUACGUCAUCUACAUCUCGAGGGAUUUACGGGGAUAAAAGGGAUUACGGUAUUCUCUAUCAAGAUGAAAGGACGAGACAUACAUCAAAAUCCAACUGGCACAGAAAAUCUCAAGGGACAAACGGAAAUAAAUACCUCGAUGUGAGAAUUAGAAGUAAGAGAGAUCUAGGCCCCAGCAAUAUAAUGAUCACACAUCAUUUCACAGAUGAGACAGUGACUCCAGGUAAAGAUAUCAGUUUGCAGUGUACUGCGACAGCUAUAAGACCGCCAAGAUUCGUGUGGGAAAGAGAUGGAUUAGUUAUAUCUCUAAACUCUGAUGCAAGGUACACACUAGGUCAAAUCAUGUCCCCCUCAGGAUCAGGCGUGGUAUCCCAUCUAAACAUUACGAGGACACGAGUAGACGAUGGAGGAUUAUACUCAUGUAUUGCAGUUGAGGGUGACGCUAGUGUGAGACACGAUGGCAGAAUCGAUGUUUAUGGACCUCCAUACAUAAGAAACCUACCGCCAAUCAAAGUUCAGAGUGGUGACGGGCUAAAAUUAAGAUGCCCUUAUUAUGGAUACCCAAUCAGCAAACUUGAAUGGGAGCAUAAAGGGAAGAAGAUAAUAAGUUCGUUACUCCAACACAGCAGAUACAAGCGGACAUACUUUAGCGCGAGGAAACGCAAGAAAAGACAGUUAUAUGAUAGCGACGAUGGCGUUCUGAAUAUACCUAGAGUGGUGAAGGAAGAAAACCGAGAUACCUAUACCUGUAUUGUGUAUAGCCCUUCCGGGGAAAUGGCUAGAAGAUCAUUUGAAAUUCAAGUAGUAGAAGCACCAGAAUUGGAUGAGUUGCGAGUUGGUUCUGGAUUGAAAGAGGGGCAGAUAGUUCAAAUCACGUGCAACAUUAUUAGUGGAGACCCACCCAUAUACUUCUCUUGGUUGAAAGAUGGGAAAAAGAUUCCUGCUAACUUAAAGAUAACAGAGCGAAGCGCAGAACUAUUUAGCGUUUUGAUAAUAAAACGGGUUUCAUUGGAACAUUGCGGCAAGUACACAUGCAUAGCAACCAACCACGUCGGCAAAGUGAACCAAACCGCAAAUCUAUACAUAAACGUGGCUCCCAAAUGGAUAGAAGAACCGUCUAACACUUCACUACUAUUAGGUCACCGCGGAGCAGUCUUCUGUAAUGCCAAUGGAUACCCAACUCCACAAAUACACUGGAUGAAAAGAGAUGCGACCUUAGGAAUCUGGCGACCAGUCCUAGACUUAGCUGGAGGAGGCAUCAUGAGCUAUCCAAACGGUACCCUCAUCAUUGAAGUAGUGUCACUGUCUGAUGAAGGAAUGUACGCGUGUAACGUUGAGAAUGGAGUCGGUGACGCGCUCAAUAAGAAUUUGUGGAUCAGUAUUAAUAAGCCGGUGCACUUUGAAUCCGUGGGUUCGAACUUGACUACCAAGACAGGGCUGCCAAUAACUCUAACUUGUACACCACUGGGAGACAACCCUAUUCGAGUCAAGUGGAGUUUGGACGGGAAGCCUGUAGAUUUUACUUCUUCAAGAGUGACAAUAUCAGAAAGCAUGACCCACAACGGAAUAAAAUCCACAAUAAAUAUAAACUACGUGGAGCCGCCAGAUGGCGGUAGUUACGAGUGCAGGGCAAGCAACCCCCACGGGGUCGCCGCUUAUAACAUCUACCUGGAUAUACUCGAACCACCUACCCCGCCCAUGGACCUCCAAGUGGACUCGGUUUCCAGCAACUCAGCCAAGCUAUCGUGGAGGGAUACGAUCAUAACUCACGUACAAUAUUACACUAUGCAGUAUACUACGACGGAUUUUAUGAUGUGGGACAGCGCUAAGAGCAUCAAUAUUACCAGACAAGACACCGAAUCUCGUCAGAGCAUAGAAUUGAGAGAUCUCCAGCCUGCAGUGGACUACAGAGUGAGAGUGGCUUCUGGAAACCAGGUCGACCUCAGUCCUUAUACCCAGCCUGUACACUUUACCACACAGCAUGAAGCGCCAUCAUCAACCCCCCUCAGCGUCCAAGUCCAAGCGAGCGAGAGCCCCGGGGAGCUCCUGGUGUCGUGGCUGGCGCCGCCACGCGACAGCCAUAACGGGCCACUGCAGGGGUACCAUGUUAAGGCUGUUCCCAGGAUCAGUGGGGAGACAGGACCCAAUGAUACUCAGACCAAGAUUGUGAAAGUAGUCUUCAGGAAGGGCAAACAGGAGACUACACUAAGCGGCCUUCUGAAAAACACAAGAUACGCAGUCUCAGUGAGUGCAUUCAACUCGGCAGGGAACGGUCCAUUUUCGCUGCCUGUGUAUCAAUCGACAAGAGAAGGAGCUCCGGAACAACCGCCAUCGGGGUUGGAAUGCAGAGGGAUGUCGUCGACAUCGCUAAAGGUCUCGUGGCAACCCAUCACUGCGCAGGGUACUUCACUAAUUGGUUACUCCGUCUACUUCGGUACUGAAGAUGGAAUUUGGCAGAACAUCACGUCACCACACACAGAGUUGUAUCUUCAAGCGCUACUAAAGUACACAAACUACACGAUCAAAGUGGCAGGUUUUUCCAACUAUGGCUUAGGACCAUUUUCCUACCCCAUAGUGUGUUCCACCUUACAAGACGUGCCAGGAGCUCCAUCACAAAUCAAAGUGCUCGUUUCAUCUCCAAAUUCUCUACUCGUGAGCUGGAAGAGACCGGAGCAGCCGAAUGGGGAAAUUACACAUUACACUGUUUAUGUCAAGCCUGUGGCUAGCACGAGCCCACCUCAAAGCUACAGAGUAGAUGCAACACAAGAAUCGCUCCGGCAAGUGACGCUGUCAGUGCCGGGGCUGUCGGGCGCGCAGUACGAGGUGUUCGUGCGCGCGCACACGGCGGCGGGCGAGGGCGCGGCCGGCCGCAGGGUGCACGCGGAGUUGUCUUCUAAAGUGGUAGCUGGAGUAGCAUCUUUAGGUGGUCCCGUUUCAGUGGGAGUGGGUAGUUCCUUACUGUUAGUCUGUCAAUGUGUGGGGGUACCACCCCCUAGGACCGUGUGGUACCACAAGUUGAACAUCAUCACACACCACCCCAGGUUUACGAGGAACCAUGACGACAGCUUGCUUAUAAACAAUAUCGACCAAUCCCUGAGUGGCAACUACACUUGUCUAGCAAAAAAUCUCUACGGGUCAGACUCAGUCUCGUAUGAAGUCUCAGUGUUGCCAACACCGGAGCCUCCCAGUUUGCGGGUGACGUCACACAAAAACGCGUUGCAUUUGCAAUGGGAUAUACCCAGACGAGCUGGCAAGUCACAGAAAAUUAAUUACAACAUAACAUGGAAAGAAGCUGCUAGCUCAUCUUGGCAAAGUGCUUGGAGUAACAGAGACAGACUACAGGGGGUACAAGAAUACACUCUUCAGGGUUUAAAAUGUGGGACAAAAUACUCUGUGAGGAUAACUGCGGCUAACAGUGUUGGGGCCUCGCAGCCGACUUAUGUUGAUGCUUCUACUUUAGGAGGGGUGCCCAUAUCUCCAAGCAGUACAGAAUGGUUUUGGAGUAACGCGAGCCACAUAUACAUACAGCUUAGUGGCUGGGACGACAACGGUUGUGAGAUCUCUAGGUUCGAUGUGGAUUACAGAGAAUAUGGGAGUAAGGCUUGGAAGAAAGCUGAGAAUAGAAACCAUCAAGUCGACCAGCAAUGGAGCCACUACAUCUCACCAAUACUCAACCAACCGAAUUCUUUCGUGAUCGCAAAUCUACUGCCGUCUCAAUGGUAUCAGAUCAGAGUGACCGCUGAGAAUGCGGCGGGAGUCAGCACAGCUUUGUACAACUAUGCUACCACCACUGUGUUGGGAGAGUCCAUCGGGCCACCGUCUGACAUGUUUGACCUCAACAUGCUGGUCAUCAUCUGCAGUUCCAUACUGCUCACUAUCUGUUCACUGACCUGUGUCUAUAUACUUGUUAAGAGGCAUAACCACCAGCAUCUAACAGAAUAUAGGAACUCUCUCACAGCAGAAUGUAAAUCAGAGAGGAGCAAUGUCACAGUGAACACCCCUCAAAGUGUUCCUACUGAUGUCAACAACAGAGUAUACAGUACUCCAGUGCAUUUGACUGCCGAUACUAAACAUGAGUUGUACGAAAUAAGUCCAUACGCGCAGUUCGCUAUCGGGUUCAGAACAUUUGGACAUGUUGACAAUCAAGAAGUUCCGAGUAGAUUACAUCUCCCAGGGAACAGCAAGUCAAGAUAUGAUAGUGAAACAAGUUUUCAAAUGAGAUCAGAGUCGGAGGAGAGUGACUGCGUGUCACGGACCACAACACUGAAGAGCGCACCAAGAAAAGGUUGCAGAAUUCAACAUCAUAGGUAGCUGGAAGAUUUAUAAUUAAGAUUUUAAUGGUUGUGUUCAUUACUUGCGUAAGAUAUAUUUUUUUUAAUAUCUUCAGUCGAUAUAAUAAUAUGUAAAAAGGUGAAUAAAAUAGAUACUUUCAUAGUGCCAUAAAUAAUAUUUAAUACUUUCUUUUUCUUUUUUUUCCAUAAAUUAAUAAUGUUUAUCUAGAUAGGAUUUCUUUGUAUCAGGUAAUUUUUGAUAAUAUAUAUUGUAAAAGCGACAUAAUCAAAAUUACAAAAUUUAGCAGUUUUAUAUAUAAAUAUUAUAAUGUAAUUCAUCUUAAAAUGUCUUACCAAAUUUCUUACCAAAUUUAUAAAUCUUAUAUUUUAGAUAAAUAUAAUAAAAAAAUCCAUUUGUAAGUUGUAACAGUAAAAGUAAAGUAAAUAUUGAAUUAAAUUCAAUGCCAUAAGGCAGAUAAAAGCCAAAGAUAAUUAUAAAAUAAAAAGAAACAAUAAUUUUAAAUUAUAUUUGUGACAAAUUAUUCCUGUUAAGUGGUGAAUAUUAAGUGGUUAAUUAUGCAGCGAAAUUAAUAAAAUCACAUCCAUUUUAAACUUUCUUUACAAAAUAAUAACAUAGUGUUUUUAAUGACUUACAUUUUGUAGGUAAAUUUGAUUAAUAUACUGUCGAUGUCGAUGGAAAUUCUGUUCAAUUAUAACGACUUUUUAUGAAUGAAAUCAUCAAAUGGUAUAAUAUUAUAACGUUUUAAAUUUGAACCUCCUAAUUUCAUAAAAAGUUAUCUUUGAAAAGACUGAUUGUUUAAAUUUUAUUUGUCAAAUAAAUUAAGUGAAUCUUUGAUUUACAAAUAGAAAUAAAAUUUCGACAAAAUCAA
Molecule: messenger RNA, 5496 nt
Organism: Plodia interpunctella (Indianmeal moth)
Lineage: Eukaryota; Metazoa; Arthropoda; Insecta; Lepidoptera; Pyralidae
Product: cell adhesion molecule Dscam2-like
Exons: 36
Coding region: 204-4646 (1480 amino acids)
Biological process (GO): cell-cell adhesion
Cellular component (GO): plasma membrane
Molecular function (GO): protein binding
Source: RefSeq, a predicted model, not a curated record